This is a messenger RNA of Nasonia vitripennis (jewel wasp), 2132 nucleotides long. RefSeq names its product L-lactate dehydrogenase. Lineage: Eukaryota; Metazoa; Arthropoda; Insecta; Hymenoptera; Pteromalidae. The transcript has 5 exons. Gene Ontology annotation, molecular function: L-lactate dehydrogenase (NAD+) activity. Gene Ontology annotation, cellular component: cytoplasm. Gene Ontology annotation, biological process: carboxylic acid metabolic process. The record is from RefSeq and is a predicted model, not a curated record. Bases 614 to 1612 code for a protein of 332 amino acids.
AUGCUUCGCCGAUGUGCUAUAUACAUACAUCGCGAGCACACUCCACUCUCUGGGAAUUUGAACUUUGUAUUUUGUUAAUCUUAUCGCGCAAAACUCGUUACGCGUCGCCUAAUGUAUCAUUGCGUCUACUAUGCUGCAUUACAGCAACAAUUGACCAAAUUCACGUAACUGCUUGAAUAAAAAAAAGCCUCGUAAAAGUGAGAUUAGUGCAGAUAAUUUUUUCGUUAUUCGAGCUACAUUCCCAGAACAAAAACGAAACCGAAUUAAAACCCGUUUAGGAGGCUAUUAUUAAUAGCCCAAUAAAUAUUCAAGCCAUUGUCGAUUACGUGCGGGGGAAGCAAAAAUCACAAAGAAAAAAAGGAGAGCCCACACAGCAACGGUUUUGUUAGAGAGGUUAGGUAGGUGCAGUACACUCGCGUAUGGCGCACGCUCCGCUAUAAAAGUAGAGGCAAGGUCACCUCCAAAUACAUACUUAGACGCCGGAGCAGUGUCAGGAAGAGUUAGUCGUGCCGGGCGCUUCGACCUGAAAACGUCAUACGUAUCGGGAGAUACACGCAGUCUCUGAGCAGUGACAUUUGUUUUCUUCAAUCAGCUAAAUAAAAUAAAAGACACGAUGGCAUCCGUGAAGGAGGGACUUCUUACAGCAGUUACAGAGCCGGCAACAACAGGCCGCAAUAAAGUUACGGUCGUCGGCGUCGGCCAAGUCGGAAUGGCCUGCGCCUUCAGCAUCCUAACAAACCACGUCUCGAGUGACCUGGUUCUGAUCGACGUGAUGGCGGACAAGCUCAAGGGCGAGAUGAUGGACCUGCAGCACGGAAGCGCCUUCCUCAAGAACGCCAAGAUCAACGCAAGCACCGACUACGCGGCCUCGGCCAACUCGAGCAUCUGCAUCGUCACGGCCGGAGCUCGUCAGCGCGAGGGCGAGACCAGACUCGACCUGGUCCAGAGGAACACCGACAUCUUCAAGGGCAUCAUUCCGCAGCUGGUCAAGUACAGCCCCAACACGAUCCUCAUAAUCGUGUCCAACCCCGUGGACAUCCUGACCUACGUCGCGUGGAAGCUGUCGGGUCUGCCGAAGAACCGAGUCAUCGGCAGCGGAACCAACCUGGAUUCCGCCAGGUUUAGGUUUUUGCUGUCCCAGAGGCUCAGCGUUGCUCCCACGAGUUGUCACGGAUGGGUCAUUGGCGAACACGGGGAUACGAGUGUUCCGGUGUGGUCUGGCGUCAACGUGGCCGGAGUGAGGCUGCGCGAUGUGAACGAGGACGUCGGCACCGACGCCGACAAGGAGGGCUGGAACGAGCUCCACAAACAGGUCGUCCAGAGCGCCUACGAGGUCAUCAAGCUCAAGGGAUACACCUCCUGGGCCAUCGGUCUCAGCGUCUCCCACCUCGCCUCGGCUAUUCUGCGCAACUCCAACCAGGUCCACGCUGUUUCCACCAUGGUUGCCGGUCAACAUGGAAUCAAGAAGGAAGUGUUCCUGUCCCUGCCCUGCACGCUCGGAGCUGAAGGAAUCGCCUACAUCGUCAAACAGAAGCUGACGGAAAAGGAGCUCGAGCUUCUGAACAAGUCCGCGGACACGAUGGAUGAGGUUCAGCAGGGCCUCAAGUUCUAGUAGUUUUUAGCCGAUUUAUUACUGUAUUUAUUAUUAUACGCAACCAUGUCAUCCUUAUUUAUGUGUAAGCAUGCGACUCUCAAUUUCGUGUGAAGGUUUUCCUUUUUUUAAGUUCUUUUCUAUGUGAUUAGUCAGAGAGCCUAGUAUUAAUAAACCUCAGACGCGACGAAGUGUAAAACUAACUUUCAUACAUACACAGGUGCUCGCGCGUGAUUUCCUCGAUAUUUAUUUGUUUAUUUGCUUAUCAGUAUUUUCUCGGAUAAUAAUAACAAACAUGUUCCUCGAGAGCGAUGCCAAGACUUUUUGAGCGCCUCAGUAUUUAAUAUUGACGUUUGGUAUACUCGAUUAUUUAUUCGAAUUUUGAUGAUAUAAAUGCACCGAAGUUUAAAAAAUAUCUGCAUUUUUGUAUCCUGUAUGAAAAAUGCAUUUGCACUGGGAAUUGUGAAAGUAAAUAUAGCACGAAUUUUUGAAAUUUGCCGAAUGAAUGUUACGAAUAAACGUAUAUUUCUCAAAAUGACAA